Hibiscus syriacus is the source of this 850-nucleotide messenger RNA. Its product is annotated as protein TIFY 10B-like. NCBI's taxonomy places the organism in Eukaryota, Viridiplantae, Streptophyta, Magnoliopsida, Malvales, Malvaceae. The transcript is spliced from 5 exons. Bases 40 to 759 code for a protein of 239 amino acids. The record is from RefSeq and is a predicted model, not a curated record. Gene Ontology annotation, cellular component: nucleus. Gene Ontology annotation, biological process: regulation of jasmonic acid mediated signaling pathway; regulation of defense response; response to wounding.
CCUUUUGAGCCUAUAGUAUUUUUUUCUUCUGAUUCAACUAUGUCGGGUUCACCGGAAUUUAUGGUUCAGAAAACGGCGAGUUCGCCGAAGAUGCCAAGCUUUACUCAAACUUGUAGCUUGUUGAGUCAGUACUUGAAGGAGAAAGGCAGCUUUGGGGAUCUAACUUUGGGGAUGACAUGCAACGUUGAAGCUAAUGGGGCACCGGAGACUGUGCGACCGACCAUGAAUUUGUUCCCUGUGGAUCAGAUGUCUGGUGGGAAUGUUGGAGGUCCCAGGAGUUUGAAAUCCAUGGCUUUGUUCCCCCAAGAAUCUGGUUUUUCCCUGCCGGCUCCUACGGACGAUGCUCUGAAAAGGUUUGAUUCUACUGUUAAUAGCUCAAACAAGUGUUCUGCGAUGGAGUCUGUGCCGAUGACUAUCUUUUACGGUGGACAAGUGGUGGUGUUCAAUGAUUUCCCAGCCGAGAAAGCUAAAGAAAUCAUGCUUAUGGCUACCAAGUGCAGCUCCCAAAACAACCUGAAUCUGAAAACAAACAUGCUGUUUACUUCUAGCAUGUCUGGAAGUCCAAACGAAUCCGGAAUCGGAGUUCCUCUGACCUCAAACGGCGUUCAUAAUCACAGGAACGACGGGACAAGUAAUGAAUGCGUUCAAUCUGCUCAGCAGCGACCCAUUCCUGGCGAUCUACCAAUUGCUAGAAGGGCUUCCCUUCAUCGAUUCCUCGAGAAGAGAAAGGAUAGGAUCACCUCAAAGGCUCCAUACUAGCUAAGUAACUCGACGUCCGGCUCACCAUCGGAGCCCGGAAACAGCAAGUCAUGGUUGGGUUUAGCUGUUGAAUCACAACAGUUGGAAAGUA